This is a messenger RNA of Spathaspora passalidarum NRRL Y-27907, 2442 nucleotides long. RefSeq names its product ATP-binding cassette long-chain fatty acid transporter (gene PXA1). NCBI's taxonomy places the organism in Eukaryota, Fungi, Ascomycota, Pichiomycetes, Serinales, Debaryomycetaceae. Gene Ontology annotation, biological process: peroxisome organization; fatty acid beta-oxidation; very long-chain fatty acid catabolic process. Bases 1 to 2442 code for a protein of 813 amino acids. The record is from RefSeq and is a predicted model, not a curated record. The transcript has a single exon. Gene Ontology annotation, cellular component: peroxisomal membrane. Gene Ontology annotation, molecular function: ATP binding; ATP hydrolysis activity; ABC-type transporter activity.
AUGAUCAACAUCUCUAGGUUGUCAAGUUACACCAAGAAGGAUAUCCAGAACUUGAUCCUACUCCUUCAGGAGUUCAUCAACACCUAUAGAAUAAGCAAGGUCAAGCUCAACUACCAAUCCCGGCCUGUCAUCCUUUUCUUGAGUACCUUGAUAGCAACCGCUGGCCUAGGUGCAUAUUACACCAUUCGAAACACCAUUACCAAAUACAAUGAAUACACACUAAAUCGAAGAUUAAGAAGACCCAGUUUAAUUAGACAAUCGUCUACGAUUUUGGAGAAUGGAGCUAGAGAAAUAAUUAUCCCCAAAGAAGGUUCCUUAAAGCAAGGUAAGUUUACGAGAAUUAUCAUUCCUAAACCAAACAAUGAUAGGUAUGCCGCUGACAAAUACUUGUACAAAGACUUUACUAAGAACUUUGAAUUACAAAGUAAAGGCAAGGGUGCUGUGGUAAAUUCUAAAUUCUUGAACCAAUUAAGUAUUAUCUGGAGGAUCUUAGUCCCUAGAUUCUACUGUAAAAACACUUCCUUAUUGCUUUCCCAGUGUUUCUUUCUUAUUUUCCGAACCUGGCUUUCGUUAUUGGUUGCGAAAUUAGACGGUCAAAUAGUUAAGAAUUUGAUUUCGGGAAACGGAAGAAAGUUCCUGCGAGAUUUAAUCUAUUGGUUAUUGAUUGCAUUCCCGGCAUCCUACACCAAUGCUGCUAUAAAAUACUUGGAAGAUAGAUUGGCAUUGGGAUUUAGAACAAACGUGACCAGAUACAUUCAUGAUAUGUACCUCGAUCAAACAUUUGCCUACUACAAGAUUGGAGUCAAUAAUCCCGAAAUCGACAAUAUUGACCAAUACAUCACUGAAGAUCUUACUCAUUUCUGUCAUUCCUUAAGUUCCUUGUUUUCAUCCAUGGGUAAACCAUUCAUCGAUUUGAUUUUCUUUUCAGUAUAUCUUCGUGACAAUUUAGGUACUGGUGCAUUAUUGGGUAUCUUUAUCAACUAUUUUGCCACUGCCAUGUUGUUAAAACGUGCAACUCCGGCAUUUGGAAAACUUUCAUCGCAAAGGGCACAAUUGGAAGGUGUUUAUUUCAAUCAGCACUUGAACUUGAUGACCAAUUGUGAAGAGAUUGGAUUCUAUGGCGGUUCUCUAAUUGAAAAGACUAAAUUAUUGGAGAAUUUCAAAAAGUUGAUGAAUCACAUCUCCAAGGAGAUCAAUAUCGGAUUUUGGUAUUCGGCUUUGGAAGACUAUGUGUUGAAGUAUACUUGGUCCGCAUGGGGAUACAUCUUCUCCGGGUUACCUGUUUUCUUGGACGAACUUUGGCCCAAGCAAGAGGGAGAAGCCGAAAAGGCAGUUGAAGAUGCUGCUGCAGAAAGAAGAAACAUGCGUCAGUUUAUCACCAACAAGCGACUCUUGUUAUCACUUGCCGAUGCCGGAUCUAGAUUGAUGUACUCCAUCAAGGAUGUCAAUACCUUGACUGGUUACACUGACCGAGUAUUCUCCCUCUUGACGCAACUCCAUAGAGUUCAUUCACCAAGGUUCGAUUAUGGUGCUACCAAAGGAAUCGCUGAUAUCAGAGGAACCAUCCAAAACAAUUAUGUAUCAGGCUUGAGAUUUGAACAUAUCCCUGUUAUCAUUCCUACCAGCCAAGGAUCAGAAUACUCACCUUUGAUUUCCAAUAUUAACUUCACGCUCAGUCCCAACAAAAACAUGUUGAUUCUCGGAUCAAACGGAAGUGGUAAGACUUCAAUUGCCAGAAUAAUUGCUGGACUUUGGCCAUUGUACAGUGGAUUACUCUCCAAGCCAAAUGAUGAUGACAUGUUCUACCUUCCUCAAAAAACCUACUUCACCACCGGUAACCUCCGUGAUCAAAUCAUUUAUCCAUACACCUACACCGAUAUGUUGGAAAUGGGAUACAAUGACGAUUACUUGUACCAUAUUCUUCGUGAAGUAAAGUUGGAAUAUCUUCUUACCAGAGAGGGAAGUUUCAAUGCUGUGAAAGACUGGAAGGAUGUGUUUAGUGGUGGUGAAAAGCAAAGAAUGAGUAUCGCCCGAGUAUUAUUCAAACAUCCAAAAUUGGUUAUUUUAGACGAGAGUACCAAUGCUGUCAGUACGGAUGUUGAAGAUUAUCUUUUUGAAUUGUUACAAUUGAAAAAGAUCCCAUACGUUACAUUAUCUCAUCGUCCUUUGUUGAUGAAGUAUCACGAUUAUUUACUUGAAAUUGACGACCAUGGCGGUUGGAAAUUCCAGGAUUUGACCAGUGUGGAGAACUUACAGAGUAUCGAUAAUGAAAUCGCCGAAAUUGAAGGAAAGUUGAACAUGGCUGAGAAAUGGGAAACCAGAAAGAAGUGUCUUGAACAGUACUUGGAUGGUCAAAUUGAUGAAGAUGAUAUGGCUGCUCUUGAUGGUGAGUUGCCUAUUAGAUCAAUGCCUCUUGAUUUAUCAAUUAGUCAAACUGUUUAG